UGCUUUCAAUUUACUUUUGUGCGUUCUCGUUUCGAGUUCCCAUUUCGCGCGAAAAUUAGGCUUGUCCCGUUCCCGUUGAGGGGUCGAAGCGAAUCUCGUGAGAUCGAAAUCGAAGUCAUGGACGCCAAGGAACUCUCCUCUCUCCCCGAGGACGCUGAAGAAGAGUCGCCGCCGAACCCUCCUCCGUCGGCCUUCUCUUCAGUCCCCGAUCGUCCGCCGAUUCAAACUCCACUUCAAAAGUAUGGACCGCUGGAAUGGUCGGGGUAUUUUGACAAAGAGGAAGAUGUUACUAUUCCUGGAACAACAGAUGUCUUCCAUGUAUAUUCUGCUGGAUCCGAUGGACCUGUUGUUUUUUGUAUUCAUGGGGGUGGAUAUACUGGGCUUUCCUUUGCCUUGUCUGCAAGUCAGAUCAAGAAGAAUGCUCGGGUUGUAGCCAUGGAUCUUAGAGGACAUGGGAAGUCAUUCACCGAAAAUGACUGGGACUUAUCUAUAGAGACCCUUUGCUCUGAUGUGGUGAGUGUUUUGAAGGUGUUGUAUGGUGAUUCAUUUCCUGCAAUUGUGCUGGUUGGACACAGCAUGGGAGGAUCUGUUGCUGUGCAUUUGUCGGCGAAGAAAAUGAUUUCAAAUUUGCAAGGAUUAGUUGUGGUUGACGUGGUAGAGGGGACUGCAAUGGCAUCUUUGAUCCAUAUGCAGAAAAUUCUUUCAAAUAGGCCACAGCAUUUUCGUACAAUUGAAAAAGCAAUUGAAUGGAGCGUCAGAGGAGGCUCUUUGAGGAAUAUCGAGUCUGCUCGUAUUUCAGUUCCAUCAACUUUAACUUAUAAUGAAGCAAAAAACUGUUACACAUAUCGGACACCUCUAGAAGAAACUGAGAAAUACUGGAAAGGCUGGUACGAAGGGCUUUCAGACAAGUUUCUUUCAUGUCCAGUGCCAAAGCUGUUAUUGCUGGCAGGAACCGACAGAUUGGAUAAAAUCUUAACCAUUGGCCAGAUGCAAGGGAAGUUUCAAAUGGUUGUCGUGCGGUAUACUGGACAUGCAAUUCAGGAAGAUGCUCAUGAUGAAUUUGCUUCUCUUGUGCUCAACUUCAUUUCUCGUAAUCGCAUUGGUCCUUGUGGUGUUGAGUAAGUAUUGACUCAGGCUGCUCCUUCUCUAUAAGAGUUGAUUUUCGGAGGGAAGGAAGCAUAUAAACGACCAGAACUCCGGUAAGAUACUGCAAUUUUUUCCAACCCGUAAGUGGAGGCAUUUCAAUACCCAGUACAGCUCAAUGGUAAUCAUAUUUUGGGAUCUUCACCGUCCAUUACUCCAACAUAAUGGACUAUGCCACAAUGCAGCUAAAAAUUUUAACGACCUGUUAUCAAUUGUCUGAUAUGGUAGGCUGGUAGCUCACCUGCUUCUGAGUUAAUUUGGUGCAGGUAAUAUUGGGGUUCAUGUUUGGCACGAUGUUAUCAUGAGAAAGAGGCAUCAGUUUCUGGAGCCCACAAGACAUAUUGCAACCAAGAACGACGCAGGGUGGCUUCAUGACUCUCGAAGUCAAAUGGUCCUCGAUCAACUUAGAGUGGUGAGAAGCUUAAAAUAUGUUUUGGCCCGACUACAAGUUCGUGCGAAUUGGACCGAUUAUUGCCUGCAUACAUUUGGCUUUCCAGUUCCAGAUACGUUACCUGACUAGGAUCGUCCCCCUUGUUUCGCCAAGCGAAGCGAUUGUUGCCCGCAUCGCAAAACGACGGCAAAUCCAUUUCCAAGAUGACAAGCAGGAAAAACCACGGACGGUGGCUCGC
Molecule: messenger RNA, 1772 nt
Organism: Nymphaea colorata (pocket water lily)
Lineage: Eukaryota; Viridiplantae; Streptophyta; Magnoliopsida; Nymphaeales; Nymphaeaceae
Exons: 13
Coding region: 118-1122 (334 amino acids)
Biological process (GO): protein demethylation
Molecular function (GO): protein methylesterase activity
Source: RefSeq, a predicted model, not a curated record